CGAUCACAGCCAUCCAUUAUAUCGGCUUCCGCACUAGCGCAUUGCACGUGGACGAGCAUUCCGUGGAGCCCCAUCUGAGCCCUCGCUCUUCCUCCAAAGGCCUCUUCGUUCUCUCCUCCUCCGUCGUUCCGCCGCCGCCGCCUCCUCCGCUGCGUGGUGAAGCAUUGGGGGGCGCCAGCGAUGUCCUUCAGAGCACGGGAGAUCUACAAGAAGGUCGUUCGGAAGGUGGGGGACUCGGUGCCAGCGGAGGUGCUGGAAUCGAUGAGGAAGGGCCUCCCCAACAACAAGCUCGUUAUGGGCAGGGCCAAGCGCGGCAUCUACGCCGGCCGCCACAUUCAGUUCGGCAACAAGGUCAGCGAGGACGGCGGCAACAAGUCUAGACGGACAUGGAAGCCUAAUGUACAAACAAAGCGCUUGUUCAGUUAUAUCCAUGACAGACACAUCCGGGUCAAGGUUACAACGCAUGCUCUCAGGUGCAUUGACAAAGCUGGUGGCAUAGACGAGUACCUUCUGAAAACACCUUACCAUAAAAUGGAGACAGAGAUGGGCUUAGUUUGGAAGGCCAAGGUCGAGAAGAUGUACGAGCAGCUUGGGAAUAUGGAAGUGGGUUUCUUUUCUCCUGAAGAGGAAGCCAAGAUUGAAAAGGGCUUUGAAGAACUCAAGAUUGCCAAGAGGGAUGCUCGAAGGGAAGCAAGAAGAGCUCUGGCAAAACAAAGGCAGAUAGAAGAAGGAAGAGUCAACAGUAAGGAGACUAUAGAAGCAAAGCAGACUGAUAAUGCGAAGAAGGCUGAACAAGAGGCUCCUAACCUGUCAUGAUUGUUUGUAGCAGAGUAGAGUUGAAGAUGGAAAGCAGGUCAUUAGGAGAGGAUCAAUAAAUGCCAUUACAAGCAGAGGGGCCUGACCAAGGCCUUCAAGGUGGAGUUUUCUUUUAUUAAUCAAAUGGCUUAAGUAGGUCUAGUCUUUUAUAACUGCAUGGAACAAUGUUGUUGAUCUUUUGUUUGUAACUGGGCAUGACUUUUGGCCCUUAAAGGUUUGACUUAAUACCUUCCUUAUUGAAAUUGUCAGUUGCUUACAGGAUUAAGAAAUUGUACAGCUAUUUUGUUUAGCUGAAAGAUAUUUCAUGGUUCAUGCAAGUUUGGCUACAUGGAUUAUUGGACCGCUUUUGAA
Elaeis guineensis (African oil palm) is the source of this 1167-nucleotide messenger RNA. RefSeq names its product large ribosomal subunit protein bL28m. Gene Ontology annotation, cellular component: mitochondrial large ribosomal subunit. Gene Ontology annotation, molecular function: structural constituent of ribosome. NCBI's taxonomy places the organism in Eukaryota, Viridiplantae, Streptophyta, Magnoliopsida, Arecales, Arecaceae. The record is from RefSeq and is a predicted model, not a curated record.